ACCCAAUCUCUUCAAAUGGAGUUCCCAAAUCGCUUGCCUCUUUUCUUCAUCUUCUUCCUCUCUUCCAUUUUCCUUUCCUUUGGGCAGGGCAGUGCGCACACGGUUGCGUUUUACUUUCGCAACAAAUGCCCAUUCACCUUAUGGCCAGCGACGGCACCGAACGCCGGCCAGCCCAUACUCGCCGACGGGGGGUUCACUCUCCUCUCCGGCCAAACACAGCGCGUAGUGGCGCCAGCAUCCUGGACCGGCCGAUUCUGGGGAAGAACCGGCUGCAACUUCGGCCCAAAGUCAAACAAUCAACAACCCGCUUGCGAAACCGGCGACUGUGGGGGCCAACUCGCCUGCAAGGGGCUAAUCGGAACACCACCAGCGACACUCGUCGAAGUUGCCCUCCAAGAAGACAAAUCAAAGCCCAGUUUCUACGACAUAAGCCUUGUUGACGGAUUUAACCUCCCGAUUUCAGUUAAUUCGAAACAGCCCAUUUCCCCCAAAUGCGCCAUUGGAAGCUGCGAGAAGAAUCUUAACGAAAUUUGCCCCGAUGAAUUGAAGGUUUUGAAUGGGAACCGUCAAGUCGUGGCUUGUAGAAGCGCUUGUUUGGCCUUUGGAUUAGACCCGUUCUGCUGCAGAAAUGAGUACGGAUCGCCGGAGACUUGUAAGCCGAGUCUGUAUUCGAGGAUGUUUAAGGAGGCUUGCCCGUCGUACUACAGCUUUGCCUUUGAUUCGCCACCGCCGUUGGCCAGUUGCUCGGCUAAGGAAUUUGUUAUCACGUUCUGUCCGGCGGGUUGGGGCGGCGGCGAUGCGGCGGCGAGACAAGAGUAGUGGGUUCAGUGAUGACGGUGGAUCGACUUGGUUUGGCUUAGCUAUGUUGUGAAGUUUGUAUGAAUAAUAAAUUUUUUCUUUUUUUUUUUAAAAUCGUGUUGGGCUCGGCAAUGUACUAUUGGGCCGACGGCCCACCCUUUAAUAGCUCAAAAUUUCCGCCAUUCUGUUUAGGGUUUCUUAUACAAUGGGCGAAACUAGACCUAUAUAAAUAUGCGCCGAAAGGGCUCUGCUCUCAUCCGUUCAUAAUCUUUCCUGUUACUAUCUCUUUAAGCAUUUGCUCUAUAUUGUUUUUCUCUGUUUAUAUGUUAUUCCGGAUCAAGUGAUGAGAAAAAUAACUGCAACAAUAUGAAUGGAAGCAAUUCCAUGUUCAUGAUUCGUGGUAUUUACGUCUGAUGUUCUUUCUUUUCUUUGUUUGAUUGUUCAUUUUAAUCUGGAGAUUUGAUGAAUGUUUUGAAAUACUUAUUGGACUCUGAUCUUCAUUUUUCGAUCUGUUUUGCUUUCUACUUCAUAUUUGUCUAUGUGUAGCGGUUGCUCUGUGAUUACAUGCCUUCUCAGGCAAUAUACGCUAUUCUGAAACUCAAUAAUGUGGAUAGAUCUAUUGAAUGAGAAUGAGAGCUUCAGCUUCUAUAUGUUUUUUUCGUAAGCUAUUUAGUGAU
Molecule: messenger RNA, 1475 nt
Organism: Cucurbita pepo subsp. pepo (vegetable marrow)
Lineage: Eukaryota; Viridiplantae; Streptophyta; Magnoliopsida; Cucurbitales; Cucurbitaceae
Product: Pathogenesis-related thaumatin superfamily protein
Source: RefSeq, a predicted model, not a curated record